GUUACUAAUAAUUUAUAACAAAAAUUGAUUUUUUAUGAAAUAGGGCUAAUUCUAUAAAAACAGCAAAAUGACACAUAGAUGUAACGAAAACGAAACUCAAAGUGAAUUGGUGUAUGAUGAUUUAUCGGAUGCACCAAACAACACUUGCGACGAAAAUGAAUUUAGUGAUAGCAGCAAUAUCCUUGAAUUAAGUGAUGUAAUUAGACAUAGAAGAAGACUGAGUAAAAAAUAUAAUGUUUCAAGCGAAAGUGAAGAUUCGGAGAUGGAGGCUGAUGAACCUAUAAUUGAAGAAUGGACAAGUGAGGAUACUUUUCCAAAUCUGGAACCUUUUGAAGGAAUUUGUGGUACGUCAACAUCAUUACAAAAAAAUUGCAGCGUAAAGGAAGCUGUUGAUUGUAUAUUUGGUAAUGAAUUUUUCCAAAUUAUUUCUGAAGAAACAAAUCGUUAUUAUUUACAAAAUGUACAUAAAUAUAAGGCUAUUCYUAAACAAGGAAAAUGGAGAAAUGUAUCAUGUUCUGAAAUAAAAAAUUUGUUCGGAAUAUUUAUUUUGAUGGGACAAAUACGAAAGGAAAACAUAAAAGAAUACUGGUCCGUGGAUCUAUAUUUGGUAACACCUAUUUUUUUCAAAAUUAAUGAGUAGGAACAGAUUUGAACAGGUUACAAGAAAAAUUUAAAACCGUUUACACUCCUCAUCAGAACCUGUCGCUAGAUGAAGCCAUGAUCCCUUGGCGUGGAAAAUUAAAAUUUWAAACAUACAAUCCACGGAAGCUCACUAAAUAUGGAAUACUCGUACGAGUAUUAUCGGAGAGUCAAACGGGAUAUAUAUGUAAUAUAGAAAUUUAUUGUGGACAAGGCAAAAAAUUGCAAGACACGAUAACAACGAUUCUUACACCGUAUUUCGGAUAUUGGCACCAUCUUUAUAURGAUAAUUAUUAUAAUACUUUGAACAUUACUGAAUUUUUAUUACAAAAUAAAAUCCGAAUAUGUGGCACAAUACGCGCCAAUAGAUUGCCAAAAUGUUUAAAAA
Molecule: messenger RNA, 1027 nt
Organism: Polistes dominula (European paper wasp)
Lineage: Eukaryota; Metazoa; Arthropoda; Insecta; Hymenoptera; Vespidae
Source: RefSeq, a predicted model, not a curated record